This is a messenger RNA of Cylas formicarius (sweet potato weevil), 1905 nucleotides long. Its product is annotated as zinc finger protein 624-like. The record is from RefSeq and is a predicted model, not a curated record. Gene Ontology annotation, molecular function: chromatin insulator sequence binding. Bases 140 to 1657 code for a protein of 505 amino acids. Gene Ontology annotation, cellular component: chromosome. Gene Ontology annotation, biological process: regulation of transcription by RNA polymerase II. NCBI's taxonomy places the organism in Eukaryota, Metazoa, Arthropoda, Insecta, Coleoptera, Brentidae. The transcript has 5 exons.
GUUUUCUUUACGGAUGCAUCUCUUUCUGACACACGAAAUGAUUCACGGUCUUUAUCAGUUAACAAAACUGACAGAAGCCUUGAUACAAUUAUGAGUUAUUUAUCUAUGAGGUUCAGCAAUUAAAGGGUUUAAAUACAUCAUGGAGUGCAUGUUCUGUAAGCGAACAGGUGAGAGGACCUUUAACCUCUAUUCUCAAUAUGGGAACGCUCCUAAUAGCAUUAGAGAUGAUAUGGUCGAACUUUUUGGACUUGAGAUCGAAUCUUAUUUGGACGAAAUGGAAGAUUAUGUAUGUAAUGUAUGCAUGAAUAUGCUGGACAACAUUACAAAGAUGAGACGCUAUAUGAUGAAUAUCAUCAGAUCUCCACGAGAGUACAAGUACGCGAUGAAAUUCGGAAGGUUCUGGGACGCAUUCGCAUCAUACAAAUUCAAUGAAUGUGAUUUUGACGCUGAAUUAAUUACCCCUAGCAGGACACCGACUCCACUUCUCAAGUCUAGGACUCCUAAAUCAUCCAGUUUAGUUACCCACAGAGUUUCUAGGGAGUAUGAUGACCCGCUAGACGAAGCUGUUGGCAAAAGCGAACAGCACAGAAGUGAAAGUCGGUCAAGUUCAAGAAGCUGUGAAAGAUCCGACGAUGAGGUAAAGAAAUAUUUUGUGAACACAAAGAAAAAGAAAUUGAGAGGUCAUAACUGGUCAAGGAGAAGCCGUAGAAGGGACGGGUUAUCGUCCUCAGGUUCUACUCACCGGACUCCGAGCCACACCCCAAAGUCCCGACAAAUAAGAAGUGCACAAAGUGCAGGCAAGGACUGGACCCCAAAGCCAAUAAUCCUUGAAUAUGAUAUAAACGGAGAGUUAUUAAGAAAAAGAACCCGGUCCGUCAAUCAUUUGGAGAAAUUACAAGAGGAAAGGAAGUACCGAGAAAGCAGCAAAGUAUAUCAAUGUGAGGAUGACAGCGAUUGUUCUGUUUAUAUGGAGGAUCUAAAAUUGUUUACUGACCAUAGGAUUUCUGAACAUGGAAAAUUGGCAUUGUACCCUUGUUUGGAAUGCUCAGCAACCUACACUACCCCUUCUCAUUUAAGAAUUCACGAAAAAUGUCAUGAUUUGACACCCCGUUUAUGUUUGAUGUGUGGCUCCUUAAUUGAUAAUUUCGUGGACCUACAGAAGCACCUGGACGAGCACUUGGAGUAUUCAACUCCAUGUGCUUAUUGCGAUUUUUCUUUUACAAGUAAAUUAAUUUUAGAAAAGCAUGUCCAAACGUCCCACUUAGGUAAGAAGCACAGAAUUUAUCGCCGACCAAAACCUUGCAUAUUAGAGAAGAUCGAUAGUGGUAUCGCAAUAAAUGACGAAGGUCUGUCGGACAAUGAAGAGAAAAACUAUGAGGGUAGGAUCUAUAUUUUGGCAUUAAAAAAACAGCAUUCUGUAAGUAUGAAGAAGGUUGCAAGAAACUCAGAGAUGGAAAUUGUUGGUGAUGUUAGUGAAAGACUAAGUGAUGUACUGGAUUUAGUGGAAAAAAACAGUGCGGAAGAUUUAAACAAAUGCAACAACCCCAUGUUAAAUGAUUACUGUCCAGAAAGUGAUGGGAAUGACGUAGAUCAGAACUUUGAGAACAACAUGCAACCAGAAGUUAUUUCAGAUGACUCAACCAGUGAAAUUAGCUAAAAAAAAAUUGACAUAUAAAAGUUGUGUGUGCCGCCUCAUUUACAAGGUAGGCUGUAAAAAGGGCUGAUUGAUUUUCCCGUACAAGAUGUUGUUUAUUGUUUAAAACUCUGAAAUUUAAAGUUAUAAUAAUUUUUCCACGAUUAUAAGAAGCAAACAUCCUUUAAUGAGGUUAAAAUCUGAACAUUGUACAUAAUUUUAUUCGACAUCUAUAACUUUAUUAUAGCCAAUUUGAUUUAUAAAUAAAUAUU